Messenger RNA from Aspergillus japonicus CBS 114.51, 1306 nucleotides. RefSeq names its product xanthine phosphoribosyltransferase. Gene Ontology annotation, biological process: IMP salvage; XMP salvage; hypoxanthine metabolic process. The record is from RefSeq and is a predicted model, not a curated record. NCBI's taxonomy places the organism in Eukaryota, Fungi, Ascomycota, Eurotiomycetes, Eurotiales, Aspergillaceae. Gene Ontology annotation, molecular function: hypoxanthine phosphoribosyltransferase activity. The coding region runs from base 200 to 814 and encodes 204 amino acids. Gene Ontology annotation, cellular component: cytoplasm. The transcript is spliced from 5 exons.
CCUUCUUAAGUGCCCUUAAAUUUACCCCUCAUUGCUUGUCUUAUCUGUGGCACGAUCAUUUUCCAAAAAAUUUUCCCCCUCUACUUCCCGCUGUUGUGCUCAGUCAAAGCUCCAAUCCACCAGAUUCAAUCUCCGAUCCCUCUACUCUCGUACUCACCAUAUCCAACACUCUGUGUUUACUUGCCUCCCCGCCGCCAAAAUGACGCAAAAGUACUAUGUCACCUAUAAUCAGGUCCACAAACUAUGCCAGGACUCUGCCGACAAGAUCUUGUCCACUAUCCGCCCUAAUUUGAUGAUCGCCAUUGGUGGUGGUGGUUAUGUUCCUGCUCGUAUCCUCCGAUCUUUCCUGAAGCGCUCGGGCGAGCCCAACAUUCCCAUCCAGGCUAUCGGUUUGUCCCUUUAUGAGGACCUCGGCCGUGGCGAUCCGGAGGAGGUUCCUGGUACCAAGGUCACCCGGACACAGUGGCUCGACCUUAGCUCUUUGGAGAUGUCGAACUUGAUUGGCAAGAACAUCCUUAUUGUUGAUGAGGUUGACGACACUCGCACAACCCUCGAGUACGCCGUGCGCGAGCUCCAGAAGGAUGUCGAGGACGCGCAGAAGCAGCUCGGACGGGAAGGCGAGAAGACGAACUUCUCUAUUUUCGUGCUUCACAACAAGAACAAGUCCAAGAAGGGUGUCUUGCCAGCUGAUAUGAUGGAAUCCGGUCGUUACCAUGCCGCGGUUACUACCGAGGAUGUGUGGAUCUGCUAUCCUUGGGAAGCCAAGGACAUUGAUGAACACGACCGCUUGGCCAAGGAAAACCCUCUCUUUUAAGCUUCUCGUCCGUCACCACUUGUAUAACUUAUCCGACGCUCGAUGCCCCGGGCCCGCCGUUCCUGCAUCCCAGUUCAUCUAUCAUGCAUAUACAUUGCUUCGCUCUACAAGACACAUUAUACUCUUUUUUUUUUCCGACAUCGGGCAUUGCUGGAUGGUGUUAUUUGAUUGAUUUUUAUAGAACAAAAGCAUGAGACCACUGAAGAUCAAAUCGUCUGGCUUUGCAUGCCAAAAUGCAGCGACCAUCUAUUCGAUGUGGACGCUCCCGCCCGCUCCGCGAAUGGGAUAUUUCAUCAUUCACACAGAACUAGAAAGACGGCCGUAACGUCUUCGAGUACUGCACUUACCCCUCCGGAACCACCAGGACUGGUUAGGGGAAACCCCUACAUUUCAGCGUAUCUGUUGGAUCUUCAUCCGGCACAACAAGAUGGAAGCAGUUACUUCGGGCCAUUGUCCUUGGCCUACCUGGUUUUUGGUCUAGAUUGCCUAUUG